AUGAUCCUAGCAGAAGAGGUUGUGGAUUUUCCUGUUUCCACUGAGGCAGUCUACAGCAUGAGGUUUGAAAUUGCUGUGGGACUUAUCCUUAACAGUGAUGACCCAAAAGACUGUUGCCACUUCUGUGGAGAGAUGGAAAGUGACACGGACGUGAACUGGACCUACCUGUCCUUCUCCUCUUUUCCCUGCAGCAUCUCUGUGGGUGUAGGUUUCUAUGGCAACAGUGAGACCAAUGACGGCGUGUACCAGCUGACCUACUCCCUGUACAAUGCCAACCACACCCUGGGCGGUGUCGACAGCCUGGUAACGGGAACGAUGAGCAACAUGAGAACCGGUCUGCACCAGCACCUGGCAAGGUUGGAUGAGAUCUUUGCCAUGAGAGGAGACUACGUGCAAACGCUGCAGUUCAUGCAGCAGAUGGCCAACAACGUGAUCAAACAGCUGCUGGGGCUGCCCAACCUGGACCAGGCUAAAAUGGACCUGGCAACUGUGGCCAAUCAGACUGCACAUAUAGAGUACUACAGGUAA
Molecule: messenger RNA, 528 nt
Organism: Cyprinodon variegatus (sheepshead minnow)
Lineage: Eukaryota; Metazoa; Chordata; Actinopteri; Cyprinodontiformes; Cyprinodontidae
Product: protein tweety homolog 2-like
Exons: 4
Coding region: 1-528 (175 amino acids)
Cellular component (GO): plasma membrane
Molecular function (GO): intracellularly calcium-gated chloride channel activity; volume-sensitive chloride channel activity
Source: RefSeq, a predicted model, not a curated record